Messenger RNA from Phaeoacremonium minimum UCRPA7, 432 nucleotides. Its product is annotated as putative 40s ribosomal protein s16 protein. Gene Ontology annotation, cellular component: ribosome; cytosolic small ribosomal subunit. The coding region runs from base 1 to 432 and encodes 143 amino acids. The record is from RefSeq and is a predicted model, not a curated record. Gene Ontology annotation, molecular function: RNA binding; structural constituent of ribosome. The transcript is spliced from 3 exons. Lineage: Eukaryota; Fungi; Ascomycota; Sordariomycetes; Togniniales; Togniniaceae. Gene Ontology annotation, biological process: translation; maturation of SSU-rRNA from tricistronic rRNA transcript (SSU-rRNA, 5.8S rRNA, LSU-rRNA).
AUGUCUAGCCCACAGAGCGUCCAGUGCUUCGGCAAGAAGAAGACCGCCACUGCCGUUGCCACAUGCAAGGCCGGCAAGGGUCUCGUCAAGGUCAACGGCCGCCCUCUCUCCCUCGUUGAGCCUGCGACUCUGCGAUUCAAGGUCUACGAGCCCCUCCUAGUCCUCGGCCUCGAUAAGUUCGCCAACGUCGACAUCCGCGUCCGCGUCAGCGGCGGUGGUCACACCUCCCAGAUCUACGCCGUUCGUCAAGCGAUCGCCAAGUCCCUGAUCGCCUACUACCAGAAGUUCGUCGACGAGCACAGCAAGAACCUGCUCAAGCAGGCCCUCGGCCAGUACGACCGCACACUGCUCGUUGCCGACAACCGCCGCUGCGAGCCCAAGAAGUUCGGUGGUCCGGGCGCCCGUGCCAGAUUCCAGAAGUCUUACCGUUAA